This is a messenger RNA of Acanthochromis polyacanthus (spiny chromis), 2824 nucleotides long. Its product is annotated as tripartite motif-containing protein 16-like. Gene Ontology annotation, molecular function: zinc ion binding; protein binding. NCBI's taxonomy places the organism in Eukaryota, Metazoa, Chordata, Actinopteri, Pomacentridae. The transcript has a single exon. The record is from RefSeq and is a predicted model, not a curated record. Bases 181 to 1872 code for a protein of 563 amino acids.
UGCUCUACAAACACAGCAGCUCCUCUCAUUUCCUGGUUCCUCCCCUUCAGAUCUGCACUCUGCAGACGGCUGGAAGAAACUGACAGGAACCGGUUCACUGCAGGAACGCAUGAUUUGUAGAUCAGAGCUCAGACUAGUUUCAGGUACGAGGAAGUGAAAGUCAAACAGUCGAGAGGAGAAAUGGCGCAGCAAAGAAAUCAGCUGGAUUCAGAGAAAUUCUCUUGUUCCAUCUGUCUGGAUCUACUGAAGGAUCCGGUGACUACUUCCUGUGGACACAGCUACUGCAUGGACUGUAUUAAAACCCACUGGGAUGGAGAGGAUGGUAUGAGAAUCUACAGCUGCCCUCAGUGCAGGAAGACUUUCACACCGAGGCCUGUCCUGGAGAAAAACGUCCUGUUAGCAGUUUUAGCGGAGGAUCUGAAGAAGACUGGACUCCAAUCUGCUGCUGAUGAUAUCUGCUAUGCUGGACCUGGAGAUGUGUCCUGUGAUUUCUGCACUGGGAAGAAGAUGAAGGCUGUCAAGUCCUGUCUGGUCUGUCUGGCCUCUUAUUGUGAAAAUCACCUCCAGCCUCACUAUGAUGUAGCUCCACUGAAGAAACACCAGCUGGUGGAGCCCUCCAAGAACCUCCAGGAGAACAUCUGCUCUCGUCAUGACGAGGUGAUGAAGAUUUUCUGUCUCACUGAUCAGCAGUUGAUCUGUUAUCUCUGCACCAUGGAUGAACAUAAAGGCCAUGAAUCAGUCCCAGCAGCAGCAGAAAGGAAGAAGAAGCAGAAGGAGGUGGAAGUGAGUCGACUGAACGUCCAGCAGAGAAUCCAGGACAGUCAGAAAGAUGUGAAGCUGCUUGAACAGGAGCUGAAGGACAUCAAAGUCUCCGCUGAUAAAACAGUGGAGGAGAGUGAGAAGAUGUUCACCCAGAUGAUCCAUCUCAUCCAGAAAAGACGGCGAGAUGUGGAGCAGCAGAUCAGAUCCCAGCAGAAGACAGAAGAGUGUCGAGUCAAAGAGCUUGAGGAGAAGCUGGAGCAGGAGAUCAGAGAUCUGAAGAGGAAAGAUGCUGAGCUGAAGCAGCUCUCAGAUACACCAGAUCACAGCCAGUUUCUCCUCAACUACCCCUCAGUGUCAGCACUCAGUGAGUCCAAACCCACAUCCAGCAUAAACAUCCGUCCUCGGAGACACUUUGAGGACGUGACAGCAGCUGUGAAAGAACUCAGAGAUCAACUGCAGGACAUUCUGAGGGACACAUGGACAAACUUCUCACUGGCCAUCGCUGAAGUCGAUGUUCUACUGUCAGAACCACAACCAAAGACCAGAGAUGAGUUCUUAAAAUAUUCAAGAGAAAUCACUCUGGAUCCAAACACAGCACACAGAAAGCUGUUAUUAUCUGAAGGAGACAGAAAAGUAACAUUUAUGGAACAACGUCAACGUUAUCCUGAUCAUCCAGACAGAUUCACUGGCUGUUUUCAGGUUCUGGGUGAAGAGAGUCUGACUGGACGUUGUUACUGGGAGGUGGAGUGGAGAGGAAUUGUUUAUGUAGCGGUCGCAUACAAGAAUAUCUGUAGAGAUGGAUGGUUAGAUGAAUGUGAAUUUGGAGUAAAUGAUAAAUCUUGGUCUUUACGUUGUGACACAAACAGUUACACAUUUUGCUCCAACAACACUAAAACUCCAAUCUCGGGUCCUCAGUCCUCCAGAAUCGGAGUCUAUCUGGACCACAGAGCAGGUAUUCUGUCUUUCUACAGCGUCUCUGAAACCAUGACUGUCCUCCACAGAGUCCAGACCACAUUCACUGAACCCAUACAUGCUGGAGUUCAGUUUCCCAGUCUUGUACUUUUUCCUAGAGGCUAUCAACCCACUGCAGAGUUCCUAAAACUCAAAUAGAGUACCUCCAGUGUCUGAAGGUGGGUUCAUGUUCAGCGCUGAUUUAAGUUCAUCAUCUACAGUUUACUUCUGUAGUUGCAGCAUUAAUUAGUCAAAUAACGAUGGAACUGAGUGAUUCUUAAAUCUUUGUCAUUUUAAAAUCCGAAACAUUUCUGGAACAUUCUUGAUUUUAUUUUUCAUAUCUGACAAGAAACUGAAUGUUGUGUGGGUUUUAGAUUCAAACUGUUGAGUUGUGGAACUGUGGAGGAUUAAAAUGUUUGUUUGUUUUAGUAUUUUCUGAGAUUUGACACUCAAAAUGAUUGACAGAGAAAAUAAUCAGCAUGAAAUAAUCAUUAACUGAAGUCCUGUAAUCCACAGUUUCAUCGUUUCUGUUGGAUAUUCUCUCUGACAGCUGAGAUUAUUGUUGAUGAACAACCAGUUUGAAUGCAUUUGAGUCAAUGUUUCAUGUUUUGUGUGUAUUUAUCAUCAAAAAGUUAAAAAAAACUGAGUCGUCAUUGAACCGCUGAGUGACACAAACAGAAAAUAUUCAUCUAUAUCAUCUUGACACAUGACAUCACUAAAUUCACCUUUUAUUAUUUGCAUUGUAUUGUAAAUAUUUAUGUUUUCGUAAUGUAACAGUGAAUGACUUUUAGCAUCCUUCUGAAUCUCAUCUUUACUUUCCUUUGAUUUGAAUUCCUGUUUCUAAAAUCUCAUGUUAGUGAUGCAUUUAUGAAACCAACUGAGAUGAUGGAAACCUCAGCUUUUUAUUUAGAUGUGCACUUCAUUCCUCUUUCAUAUGGGUAUUUAUACAGAAUGUGUUGGAUUUGUAUUUUAUUGUGGAUUUUCUGAGUGGGCAAUAGUGAUAUUUUAUUGCAGUCAGCAGUCAUUUAACAAUCUGACUUGGUGAUUUGUUAAAUUUUGUUGCUGUUUCCUUCUGAUUCAUGUUAAUCUGCAAAUAAACAGUAAAUGAACA